Messenger RNA from Staurois parvus, 443 nucleotides. The record is from the annotation of a GenBank genome assembly. NCBI's taxonomy places the organism in Eukaryota, Metazoa, Chordata, Amphibia, Anura, Ranidae.
AGAUGUCGGCUCGGUCAUGGGACAUGUACACUGAUCAUCAGGGCAUUGAUGAUCAGUGUGCCCUGAUGAUCAGUGUAGCCCCAGCAGUGCCACCUGUCAGUGUCCAUCAGUGCCUUGUGUCAGUGCUCAUCAGUGCCUCGUGCCAGUGCCCAUCAGUGCCACAUCAAUGCCACAUAUCAGUGCCUACCAGUGCACAUCAAUGCCACAUAUCAGUGCCCAUCUGAGCUGCCUUUCAGUGUCACCCAUUAGUAACAAUCAGUGCCACCCUAUCAGUGCUGCCAAUCAGUGCCACCUAUCAGUGCCAGUCAGUGCCACCUAUCAGUGCACAUCAGUGCUGCCUAUCAGUACGCAUUAGUGCCACCUAUCAGUGCCUGUCAGUGCCAACCUAUCAGUGCCAGCCAGUGCCGCCUAUCAGUGCUGCCUAUCAGUGCUGUCUAUCAGUG